Messenger RNA from Octopus sinensis (East Asian common octopus), 1147 nucleotides. Its product is annotated as transcription factor MafA. The coding region runs from base 148 to 945 and encodes 265 amino acids. Gene Ontology annotation, cellular component: nucleus. The transcript is spliced from 2 exons. Gene Ontology annotation, molecular function: RNA polymerase II cis-regulatory region sequence-specific DNA binding; DNA-binding transcription factor activity, RNA polymerase II-specific. Gene Ontology annotation, biological process: regulation of transcription by RNA polymerase II. Lineage: Eukaryota; Metazoa; Mollusca; Cephalopoda; Octopoda; Octopodidae. The record is from RefSeq and is a predicted model, not a curated record.
GGUCUUGAAGUAAUUAUGGAUGCCUGCCUGGUUGUGCUUGUGUCAGCUCUGUGAACAGUUGAAUAGCCAUGAAAGAGUCUGCUUAUUCGCUUGUGCACUUGGUAUCCAAAGAAGAAGAGGAAGGUGUGAAUCUUGUUACUUUACUCAAUGGAGUCGACACAGCAUCUGACAGAUGAAUAUAUCACAGAUUUUGAUCUGGAACAACUGGAGAUGGUACCAGUAAUUAAAAUGGAAUCCGACAAGGAUCGUUUCUCAAGUACAUGCUGUAGUAAUAUAUCGGAGUGCUCCCAAUCGGCACCGACCAGUCCCGAUGAUGGAGAGUCGAGCAUGUCAUCCGCGUCUCCGGACGUGACCAGCUUGCAGCCACCCGUGAAAAACUUCAUGGAGGAAAUCUACUGGUUCACAAACACACACAGCAAUCAUGACAUAUCUCAGAACGGAGUGUUAGAUUUGUUUCUAAGCAACUCCUCACCGAAUCCGAAUAUGGGAAGCAGUAGAAGCCAGUCAAGGAAAAACAGCACUUCGUCCAUAUCAUCAUCAACGUCCGCAUCAUCAUCAUCAGUGUGUAUAAAAAGGAGCUUCAAAGCGCGAUCGUCGCCCGAUCUCGCCAAAUGUGAGCUCAAUGAUGACGAACUGGUAUCGCUGCCGGUACGUGACCUCAACAAGCGGCUACACGGGUUUCCGAAGGACGAAGUGAGCCGUUUGAAACAGAAACGUAGAACGCUGAAAAAUAGGGGUUACGCCCAAAACUGUCGUUCAAAGCGCAUGCAACAGCGAAACGAGUUGGAGCGGACGAACAAAUCUUUGCAGCAACAGUUGUCGGUGAUACAACGCCAAAUUGGACUGGUUACACGUGAGAGAGACUAUUAUAAAGACUGCUAUGAGCGGCUACAAAGGAAACGAGAUAGUUCGUUAUCCAGUUCACCAAGUCCACUAACUGAAUAGAUAAAUAAAUAAAACAAAUUAAUAAAUAAAUAAAUAUAUUAUAUUAUAUAUAUGAAGGAAUUAUUGAGGAGAAAAGACAGAGAGUAAUUGACAGCAAUUAUAUAUGAAAAAGAAAAAAAAUUAAAUAAUGAUGAAUAAUGUUAUGGAUAAUAAUAAUAAUAAUAUUUCUGAAACAAUUGAGUCAGCAAAAAUAAAAAAAAAA